UGAAUGUGUUCUACCACAUCAUGUUGUUACAGUGUUAUAAGACAGUUCUCUCUCUCCAGGUGAAGAGGACCCUGCUGAACGUGUUCUACCACAUCAUGUUAUUAUAGUGUUAUAAGACAGUUCUCUCUCUCCAGUUGAAGAGGACCCUUUUGAACGUGUUCUACUACAUCAUGCUGUUACAGUGUUAUAAGACAGUUCUCUCUCUCCAGGUGAAGAGGAACCUGUUGAAUGUGUUCUACCACAUCAUGUUGUUACAGUGUUAUAAGACAGUUCUCUCUCUCCAGGUGAAGAGGACCCUGCUGAAUGUGUUCUACCACAUCAUGUUAUUACAGUGUUAUAAGACAGUUCUCUCUCUCCAGGUGAAGAGGAACCUGCUGAAUGUGUUCUACCACAUCAUGUUAUUACAGUGUUAUAAGACAGUUCUCUCUCUCCAGGUGAAGAGGACCCUGCUGAACGUAUUCUACCACAUCAUGUUGUUACAGUGUUAUAAGACAGUUCUCUCUCUCCAGGUGAAGAGGAACCUGCUGAACGUGUUCUACCACAUCAUGUUGUUACAGUGUUAUAAGACAGUUCUCUCUCACCAGGUGAAGAGGAACCUGCUGAACGUGUUCUACCACAUCAUGUUACUACAGUGUUAUAAGACAGUUCUCUCUCUCCAGGUGAAGAGGAACCUGCUGAACGUGUUCUACCACAUCAUGUUGUUACAGUGUUAUAAGACAGUUCUCUCUCUCCAGGUGAAGAGGACCCUGCUGAACGUGUUCUACCACAUCAUGUUACUACAGUGUUAUAAGACAGUUCUCUCUCACCAGGUGAAGAGGAACCUGCUGAACGUGUUCUUAUUACAGUGUUAUAAGACAGUUCUCUCUCUCCAGGUGAAGAGGACCCUGCUGAAUGUGUUCUACCACAUCAUGUUAUUACAGUGUUAUAAGACAGUUCUCUCUCUCCAGGUGAAGAGGACCCUGCUGAAUGUGUUCUACCGCAUCAUGUUGUUACAGUGUUAUAAGACAGUUCUCUCUCUCCAGGUGAAGAGGACCCUGCUGAACGUGUUCUACCACAUCAUGUUGUUACAGUGUUAUAAGACAGUUCUCUCUCUCCAGGUGAAGAGGAACCUGCUGAACGUGUUCUACCACAUCAUGUUGUUACAGUGUUAUAAGACAGUUCUCUCUCUCCAGGUGAAGAGGAACCUGCUGAACGUGUUCUACCACAUCAUGUUGUUACAGUGUUAUAAGACAGUUCUCUCUCACCAGGUGAAGAGGAACCUGCUGAACGUGUUCUACCACAUCAUGUUACUACAGUGUUAUAAGACAGUUCUCUCUCUCCAGGUGAAGAGGAACCUGCUGAACGUGUUCUACCACAUCAUGUUGUUACAGUGUUAUAAGACAGUUCUCUCUCUCCAGGUGAAGAGGAACCUGCUGAACGUGUUCUACCACAUCAUGUUGUUACAGUGUUAUAAGACAGUUCUCUCUCUCCAGGUGAAGAGGAACCUGCUGAACGUGUUCUACCACAUCAUGUUGUUACAGUGUUAUAAGACAGUUCUCUCUCUCCAGGUGAAGAGGAACCUGCUGAACGUGUUCUACCACAUCAUGUUAUUACAGUGUUAUAAGACAGUUCUCUCUCUCCAGGUGAAGAGGAACCUGCUGAACGUGUUCUACCACAUCAUGUUGUUACAGUGUUAUAAGACAGUUCUCUCUCUCCAGGUGAAGAGGACCCUGCUGAACGUGUUCUACCACAUCAUGUUGUUACAGUGUUACAAGACAGUUCUCUCUCUCCAGGUGAAGAGGAACCUGCUGAACGUGUUCUACCACAUCAUGUUAUUACAGUGUUAUAAGACAGUUCUCUCUCUCCAGGUGAAGAGGACCCUGCUGAACGUGUUCUACCACAUCAUGUUGUUACAGUGUUAUAAGACAGUUCUCUCUCUCCAGGUGAAGAGGAACCUGCUGAACGUGUUCUACCACAUCAUGUUGUUACAGUGUUAUAAGACAGUUCUCUCUCUCCAGGUGAAGAGGACCCUGCUGAACGUGUUCUACCACAUCAUGUUGUUACAGUGUUAUAAGACAGUUCUCUCUCUCCAGGUGAAGAGGACCCUGCUGAACGUGUUCUACCACAUCAUGUUAUUACAGUGUUAUAAGACAGUUCUCUCUCUCCAGGUGAAGAGGACCCUGCUGAACGUGUUCUACCACAUCAUGUUAUUACAGUGUUAUAAGACAGUUCUCUCUCUCCAGGUGAAGAGGACCCUGCUGAACGUGUUCUACCACAUCAUGUUGUUACAGUGUUAUAAGACAGUUCUCUCUCUCCAGGUGAAGAGGACCUUGCUGAACGUGUUCUACCACAUCAUGUUGUUACAGUGUUAUAAGACAGUUCUCUCUCUCCAGGUGAAGAGGAACCUGCUUAACGUGUUCUACCACAUCAUGUUGUUACAGUGUUAUAAGACAGUUCUCUCUCUCCAGGUGAAGAGGAACCUGCUGAAUGUGUUCUACCACAUCAUGUUGUUACAGUGUUAUAAGACAGUUCUCUCUCCAGGUGAAGAGGAACCUGCUGAACGUGUUCUACCACAUCAUGUUGUUACAGUGUUAUAAGACAGUUCUCUCUCUCCAGGUGAAGAGGAACCUGCUGAACGUGUUCUACCACAUCAUGUUGUUACAGUGUUAUA
Molecule: messenger RNA, 2650 nt
Organism: Oncorhynchus keta (chum salmon)
Lineage: Eukaryota; Metazoa; Chordata; Actinopteri; Salmoniformes; Salmonidae
Exons: 3
Coding region: 171-2576 (801 amino acids)
Source: RefSeq, a predicted model, not a curated record